This is a messenger RNA of Lytechinus variegatus (green sea urchin), 8758 nucleotides long. It is a transcript of the gene rgs22, whose product is annotated as regulator of G-protein signaling 22-like. Bases 561 to 5342 code for a protein of 1593 amino acids. Gene Ontology annotation, molecular function: G-protein alpha-subunit binding. The transcript is spliced from 25 exons. Gene Ontology annotation, biological process: regulation of signal transduction. Lineage: Eukaryota; Metazoa; Echinodermata; Echinoidea; Temnopleuroida; Toxopneustidae. The record is from RefSeq and is a predicted model, not a curated record.
ACGGCUUAGUUGUAGUUGUAACUCAAUCAAGAUAAGAUCAAUCGGGAGCACGCGACCUGUCUGCGCCGUAUCGUCAAGAUCACCCGAAAUAAAUAAUGAUUUUCGACGGUUCCAAGGCCUAUUUAAUAUUCGUUUUGCCUCAACAUGGAAUUAGCAAUUGAUAGCGGAACGUAGGGGUCCAGAUUUCGGAAAGUAUCGUGAGGUAUCCACUUAAAUUAGUUUACGGAGUGACGUUCGGAAAAGAUCGAGCGCGACUCCGUCGACGACUAGGCCUGCGGCUACGGCCCUAAACAACAGGCGACAGCUUCCGUAGCAACCGAGCCUGGGCCGCUCGCCGUUCAGCAGUACCGGUCACGCAACUGCGGGUACCGCAACUUCGACUUCGAGCAGCCGGGCCGAAGCAGCACCGCCACGGCACGGUCUGGGUUCCGAUGAUGUCCUGACCACAAAAUGGCAUGACGCUUCUUCUAAACAUCUUCUGUUCUUGGUCACCUCAACAUUGCCCCAAUACAGUUUGUGAAGGUUGAUCUCUUUGGAUGUGAAGAGAGUAUGAAGCAGCUAUGUCGGAGAAAAGGCUUUCUGUAGUACCUCCUGAAGUCACACCAGAUGAUUUGGAGGAUUAUCUUGCAACAGAUGAUCUGUUCAUUGAUUACUUCAAUGCAUUCCUUCAGCUCUCGACUUUCUCGAAGCCUGUCUACUUCAAUAAGGAAUAUGGCGGUUUUGAAGUGGUCACAGACGAGAAGCAGAGCCUCAAGCAACGUCUGCGUGAUCUGGUACGGUCUCAGCAGAAGCCUAACCCUAUCUACAAGGCAGCCAUCGCUGUGGCUACGGCCAAGAAGCCCCCUAAGAUGCCUUGGCAUUACGGUGACGACAUCGAAGAACCUGACGUUAAAACAAGCUUUAAAGUACAGUGUUUGAACAAGGAGCAAGGGAUUCAAUGGAUAAAGGCAGAACGACUUCCCACAUUCCUAGAAAGCGAUUGUUACAUCGAGUACAGACUUGCCAAACUCAUCUCGCAGACAGAGAUUGCAGAUAAAGCAUCAGAUACCCCACUGAAGCUUUUCAUUGAUCCUGCGUAUGAACCAUUUGCCAUUGAAAGACCACCUUUGAUCGAACCACCAGUAGUUGAUGAACAAGCCAUAGCCAUACGUGACCUGUUUGUGUGCAUGGGUGAUGCCUCAACGACGCAAACUCAAGAAUGGUUCUCCACUGUCAAAUUGUCCGCAAGUACGUCUACGACAAACUCCAUCGGGAAGAGACCGUCGAGUUCAGUCGGGAGGCCGUCCAGUUCUGUUGGGAGACCGUCGCGUCCUGACAGUGUGGCUCUCACAAUGGACAGUGGCUUUGCCAGCCCGUCAAGAUCGGAUGCAUUGAAUAUGUCUUUGACCAGUCAGGAUCUGACCAUGGACAUGGUUAAUGACCUCCCGCACAAAGAUGUCUUGUUUGAAAGUCCGUUGCGGCUGCGCGAAUGGCGUGCCCCGAUCGGUGACAACGUCUGCGAGGUGGCCGACACUGAAAAGAGAGGACCUGGCGGGGCCUAUUACCUUGAUAUCAACAAACCAGAAGUGCUAGAAGAGGAAGCGGAGGAAGAGGACAAGGCAUCUGUUGAAAGCGAUGAGAGCGGUUGUGAAAGUCAGCAGCUUGACAAGGCCGAAUCUCUCGAUCUAACAGAAAUUGAAACCAAAACCGGUUCUGAAUUACAAGAGAAGGAAGAAACAGUAUGUACACCCAGCCCAAAGGUGAUCAAGAUUAAGAACCUUAGUGACAUUGCCAGUGUUGUUGUGUCAGUCUCGCUAAAGAAGGCAGUAUUGAUUGCAACCGAAGCAUCAAGUGAGGACGUUGAUAGGUAUCUGGAUGAUAACGUGUUGAAGGUGGAAGGGAUUCAAAUGGCAGACCUGACAUCGCAAUGGGAGGAUCAGUUAGAGUAUGAGGUUCCAGUCACUCCAAAGAACAUCAAACUUCAGGUUCCCGACCAGGAAGGAGAGCGAUCAAUCAGUCGUAUGUCAACCACGCUGUCCGAAUGCAAGGACACGGUCGGGGAUGCGGACUCUCUCUUUGAUAGUGAUCAAGACGACGAUGAUGUUGAGGAGGAAAGCCGGGAUUCUUUCUUCAACAAACCCAAGCCGACCUUUGAUCUGAUGAACAAGAAGGGACUGGAUGCGUUCAAGAGGUUCCUGUGGGGUUCAGAAGGAGAGAAGUGUUGGAAUCUGUGGUUGGACAUUGACAGAGGUACCAUGAUUGAGGAUCAAGAGGUUUGCAGAGUGUUUCUCUCUUGCCUUAGAGACAAGUAUAUCAAGACAGGAGGGGACUGUGAGCUGUCCUCUGCUAUGAGGGAAAGACUGGGUCUUAAACAUCCUUCAGUUUGGACAUCGAUGGAACAACUUGCGGGACUCAAAUCCAAUAUCAUCAAACCUUUACUUCUUUAUUGGGCUCCUCGUUUCUUGAUGCGAGAGACCUACCAGCAGAAUCAAUCGAGUAACUACCUUUACAUCCGACAGCAGCUCCUUACCAAGCCUGGUCCAGCCCCGUAUCCUGAUCCCCCAACGGUCACCUUACUCCCUCUUCGUCCAAAGUCAUGCUGUCCGAGACUUCGCUUGUUUUCUCUCGAUUCUGAGCCCAUGGAAGUUCAUGUAAAUCAGCACAUGAAGAAUCCACCAGCGUCUCGUCCAGAGAGUAGACCCGCCUCAUCAAGAAGCCACCAGGAAUCGGCCAAGAAACCGGAGCGCAGACACGAGAGGAGUAAAACCCUCCCCAUCAUACCGCUCACGAGCGCAUUGACGACCAUUACUCCCAAACCAGCAGUCCCACAUAGCAAGGCAUCUGUCAGCAGCACCCCCCUCAAGAACAAAAUUGAGUCGGUGAACUAUGGGUCGUCGGCUGGACCCUGCAUUAUCAGUAAGGUGAAACCGGUCCCUCCCAAGUCGGCUCCUCCGUCCACCAUCAUCGCUAGAAGAAUACGACUCGAGGUGGAACAAAACGUCAAAGAUGAAAAGAAGGAGGUAGCUGUUGAAGAAGAGACAGAUGAAGAGGAGGAGGAUGAGGAGGAGGAUGAUGUCGAUGAUGAUAAGAGUGAUGCAUCCAAACUUGAAGAAAAUGCUGUUUCACAAACCACCGAAAAUUCACGGCAAGUGUCGCCUACACAGUCGGAGAAAGGAUCACGUCCAGGCUCUUCUACGAGCACCGUGGUAACGGAUGAAACCGACUUUCUUCAGAUGGAUGGCUUACUCAAUGAUCUCUAUCAGGAGAAACAAACGGGAGGAUUUCUGAUGAAGUUCCUAGAGAAAAGGGAAGACAAGAUUGCUGUCAACUGUCUUGCCUGUUGGCACGAGCUUCAGGAGUACCAUGCUCUUUUCUACAUGGAUGUAUUCAAGCCUUAUAACCUCAUCAGGAAAGCCAAGGAGAUCCAGUCUAAGUACGUGGUGGAGCAAUGCUUCUUCGAGGUGAACUGCCCGGCAAUGAUCAGGUAUCAAGUAUUCCGUCAGAUCAACCCUCCGUAUGAAGAACUCUUUGAUGGACUGGAAGAACAUCUCCUAUCAAUGCUUCUCGUCCCGUGGCUUGCUAUGAAAGAUAAAGACCGAUCACUUUCAAAUAAGAUUGAGGUUCUUGAAGAAGAAAGGCAGUUGGACAACAUCAAAUCCAGGCAUCUACAGAAACUACAGAGAAGAAUUAUGCGAGAGCGUAUCACAACGCCAGACUUUACGAUGGAAGGUGAAGAUGAAGAAACAAAGAGGGAGGUCUACUAUGAAAACCUUGCGGAGAAGGUUCCUGUGGAAUUCAGAGAUUACGACUUUGAUAAACUCAUCAGGAAUCGCAUGGAAGUAGAGCACUUCAGGAAAUUCCUUGAGGACAAUUAUGCAUUGAUGGAUCUGAUGUGUUGGCUGGAUAUUGAAUCAUUCCGUCGUACUCCCCACCUUGACACUAAGAAACGAGAUGCAAAGGCGAUCGAUAUCAAGACCAAGUACCUCAACAAGAAAUAUUUCUUUGGUCCAAACAGUCCAGCAACAAGGAUGCAGCAGCAUCAGACCAUGAUGGCUGGAGGAGGGUGGGGCAAGCUCCUUCAAGAUAGACCUCCCAAUCAAAUCAUGCUGGAGGCACAGAAGUACGUCAGAGAGCGUCUAGCUCGUAAAUGGCUCCCUCUCUUUAUAAUGACCGACACGUUCCAAGAGAGACAGCGCCCUCACAUCAGAAUGGAAGACGUAGUCGAUGACGUCAUGGCUAAUAAACGCAAGAGAUACAUGGCUAUCUAUAAGCUUCUUGAGAGUCGUUUUGUGUCGUCAUCUCACGAGAUCAUUGCGUUACGUCAAGCCUUGAUCAACCCUAUCACAUGUCAACACUUCAGGAAGUAUGUCAGUCUCAAAGGAGAGCACCUUGAAAAUGAUGUUCUGUUCUGGUUAGAAGUGCAGAAAUUCAAGGAGAUGUACCAUGUGCAUAGUGAGGAGACACUGAUACACCAGAAGAUCCAAGCCAUCUUGCGAUGUUUCAUCAACUCGGAGAUGGGAUCGAGUCUUCAGAUCGACAUCACCCCCGAGCAGGCCGAGAAGAUCCUGGACAAACGCAUGCGGGAGAUGGGACCUUACGUCUUCAGAGAUGCGCAGUUGACGGUAUUCAGGGUACUGUCCAGUCAUUGGAAGGAUUUUCAGAAGUACAGAACGAGCCUCUCAGAAGAGAAGAUGCUUGAAGAGCUCGAUAGAAAGAGAAGCAAACAGAGGAAGAAAGAGAUGGAGAGAGCCCGCAUUGAAGAUGAAAGAGAAUUUGCCAAACUGAAUGCCCCUAAGGAAGACGACCACAGCUCCGGUAUGGGUAGUAGUCUAAGUAUGAGACGUAUGUCAACCCGUCUAUCUAGCAUCAUACCUGGUUUCCUAGAAGAUGAAGAAGAGGAAGAAGAGGAGAAAGUACAAUGGAAAUACUCUGAUUACAUGGAAGGUUUGGAGAGAGAGAAACAGCUUCUCAAUGGCGAUGAUAGAGCUUCGAGUCUUAUGUCAACUAUCGAAAGCCUUGCAGAGGACCCAAAUUCAGCUCGCUGGGAGAAAGCUGCUAAGAAUUCUCAGAAUGAAUCGGAGAAAUACAGUAAAGGAAAGACCAAAUCUAAGACGAAAGAAGGGAAAGGUAAACGCAGUCCUGCCUCUAGCAUCAAAGACCAGCCAAUAACGAGCAACCCGGGAGGUCAAAGUGAUGGUCCAGCCAAGAAUGGGGUCAAGAAACGUGUGACGCUCGUCGAACCGGUCAAACCACCAAAGAAUACUCCAGGACCUCAUGGUGACACAGGGUCAAAGGUCAGAGGUCAAGGUAGGCAGAAACCGCCUGGUCAAGUUAUACAACCAAUCAAAUCGAAGAAAAAGUGAAAGUAAUGUCUAAGGAUUGAUUUAAUUAACUUUUGUAAGGUGAUGAGCUUUAACGGUAUUAAUGUUUUUAAAAUCAUGGUUUGAAUUGGCUUUUUCUCCAAAAUUGAUCAAUUUAAGUGAUGGGGGGGGGGGUGGGAUUGCAGAAUUAUUUAAGUGCGACUAAAAAUCCUUUUAUUUCCAAUUUUGCAUGGUAUAUGAUACCUUGCUGCAUUGGUGAAAUUGUGCUUAGGAGAUGCACACUACUGGUUCCUCGUUAUUUAGAUCAUGUGUUGAAUUCACACGUUGGCCUUGGUACAUCGUCUAAGUCAUUGUGAAACACCUUUGUGUCCAGUGUCACAAAGAUCAGCGAUUGAUCGUAUGCUUGAUUUUUACGAUUGAUUGAAAAUUGUAGUCAAUGCAAUCUUAGAUAAUGCUCUACAGUGAUUGCUGAGCUUUCUAUUUUGGGCCUUUUGUCUUAUCCCUUCUUCAUGUGUACCAUUAAUAUUUUUUUCUUGUUAGUGGAUAAAAGUGAUCAACAAUUGAUGGAAACUUCCUAUGCCAAAUUUGCUUUCCACCAAUCAAACAGCGAUUCCAGUCGAUUAUGAUAGUAGCUUGUUGUUCCAAACAUGUUUUGUGAAACCCACCCUCAGGAGUAACUAUGCAAGAGCAAACCAUGUUGUAGCAAUAUUAAUCAUGCAGCUAACACUUCCAACAAGACUAUAUUUAUAUCAUUCAAUUAUUGUGGCUGAAAAUGUUAAUGAACUUUAUUUUUAUGACAAUAUAAAAUGGACAUUCAAAGCAUUUUAAAGUAUUUUUAGAGAAUGUAAUGAGAAAAUAAUGGAACUAAAGCAUUACACACAAUUUCUAUUUCACUUUAUAGCUACUUGUCUAAUAUAUUCUCUGGAAAAUAAAAUGAUAGGUUCCUGUGCUUGUCUUUGAUGUAUCGUAUGGUAUGCAUUAUGAGAAUUGUUAAUGUUUGACUUGGCAAAUCUAAUGUCAGCAUGUAUAUAACAGAAAUAAUUGUUACUACAUUUUUACCAACAUUAUUUUCAGGGGCCAUUCAGAUGGAAGGAUUUUAGCUUCUUUUUUUUUAACGUUGUAAAUGUACAUUUUAUACAGCAGUGAAAUUUCUAUACAUUCCAUUCAUUUUAUCUAUGCAUUCUUCCAAGUCUUUGUCCUAUAUUAUCUUUAUAGCUUGUGAAGUUUUGAAAAUCGUUUAUAUAUUUAUGCAAAAUAAACUUUAAUGUACAUAUCUUUAUUGAAUAUGUGAAUUACAAGUUACUUCCAAAUCCUAUCACCUGGAUUUUCAAAAGAGGUUUUACGUGCAUUGGCUACAGCGAGGGUAGAAAACACUCUUCUAUUUUAUAAAAAUCACUUUAACAAGUACAAAUGAGUGCAUGCCUUGCCUGAUUAUGCACCAACAGCAAUUAUGUAAUUGGAUCAUAUUCAGCGUGUGUCAUAUGUACAUGUUUUAAAAUUUACAGUGGGGCUUUAAAGGGGAAGUUCACCCUGACAAAAAGUCAAAAUCCAUCAAAGAAUAAACGAGUAACAGAGUUUUAAUUAUCUGAUAUGUAACAUCAUAGUGCGAGCAGCUUCCUUACAUAUUGUAUGGUAAAAAAAUCAAGGAAAUGUUAUUUCAAUGUCAUUUUCUCAGAAAAUUGAAAGUCGUUUUUACUGUACCUUCAUUAUGUCAGUAGACAAAUCAUUUCACACCCAUUCCACCCCCCCAAAAACUCCUCACAAAACUUUAAGAAAUUAAAAUUUAUGCACAAUAAUUUAUUACAUAACAUAUGGAAAAGUUGCUCGUUUAUGACGUCACAAAUCCAAGACUUCACAAAUCCAAGACAAGUUCUAAUAACUUUCUUAGUCUUUAUUGGAUUUUCCUCAAAACUUCAAUAAUUUUUUUCAGCUAUUUUUACAACAAACUUUUCUUCUGGGCGAACCUCCACUUCAUACCAAGAAGUGGGUUUAGACCUCUUUUGUGAAUUCAGGCCUUUGUGUCUUGCUAUAUGUGAGAACCAUUUCAUUUUGUGAUUCUUAAAUGUUGGGCAAUUUGUCAUAAUAUGACAGAUUAGCAAUGCUUACAAUUUUGUUCUGUUGAUUUAUGAGAUUCUUCUUCAAGUCAUUAGGACCCAGUUGAAAAGACAAAGGUUUGUUAAGAAACUAGAUUACAAUGAUUGAUUGAAUUGUCCCAUAUAAAUCCCUUGUCAGUGCUUUGAUUGCACAUGAAUUCAAGCCAAUUAAAUCAAUAGCUUUCCAUAGAUUUCAUGUGAUGCACAUUCAAGACAAUUAAAUCAAUAGCUUUCCAUAGAUUUCAUGUGAUGCACAUUCAAAACAAUUAAAUCAAUAGCUUUCCAUAGAUUUCAUGUGGUGCACAUUUGAGAAAGGUAAUAAAUACAUGUAGCUUUCCAUAAUUUUGAUUUGAUGCACAUGCAUUGGAGACAAUGGAAUCAAUAAUAAUUUUUUUUAGCUUUGAUCUAACUCACAUUCCAUAUGAUGAAUCAUUAGGUUUCCAUAUAUUUUUUUAUUUGAAUAGACAUUUACUACAAUGGAAUCAAAAGCUUUCCAUAUUUUUAUUGGAUUUUCACUCAAGACAAUGGAAUUUGGCUUUCCAUAGUUUUGAUUGGAUGUUCAUUCAAGAUGAUGGAAUCUUAGCUUUCCAUAGUUUGAUCAAAUGAUCGUUCAAUACAAUGGAAUUAAUAGAUUUCACAAGUUUUGAUUAGAUUUAUAUUCAAGACGAUGGAAAUAAUAGAUUUCAAUAGAUUUGAUUGGAUUAACAUUUAUGACAAUGGAAUUAAGAGAUUUCAAUAGUUUUUAUUAGACUCGCAUUCAAGAGAGUUGAAUUAAUAGCUUUCCAUAAUUUAUACUUUGGCCCUGAUGGAAUUACAUCUUUGUAUAUAAAUAAUGUAUGAUGAGAUCAUAGAUGUUUGACAGUGUGAUGCAUUUAAGUAUAAUAGUAAACUAUCCUUGCCAUGAGAGUCUGUGUGUGCCGUGCUGUAUUCUGUGUUUGGUAUAUAUCAUCACAGAAGUACCAAUUUUCAUAUUUUCUGGUCAAUAUGUUGUAAAUUUUAUGAAUAUCUUCUUCCAGUGAAGUAAUGGUUGAGUUGAGGUGGUUCAUCAUCGUACUUCUUUGUGCUUGUCAAGUGCCUUGGUGGAUAGUCCAAGUAUAAACCUUCCUUAUUUAUACGAGUAAGAUAAGGAAAUGAUGUAACUAUCAUUAUCAUGUAAACUUUUAUCCGACUGGGGGUCUUAUUUUCUUUUUUUUUGUAUUGUCCUGUAUGGUAUUCCCUGUCAAAGUAUAGAGGUAUCAUGGAGACAUGGGUAGAGUAUCCAUGAAAAUGAAAAUUCCCCAUGAUAAGAAUGUUUCAUUUACUUUACUUUUUGGGGAAUUUAACAAUUCUGAUACAAGCUAGAACAAUAAGGCCCCAAUUCAUAAA